This is a messenger RNA of Anolis sagrei ordinatus, 6494 nucleotides long. It is a transcript of the gene ELK3, whose product is annotated as ETS transcription factor ELK3. Gene Ontology annotation, molecular function: sequence-specific DNA binding; DNA-binding transcription factor activity, RNA polymerase II-specific. The record is from RefSeq and is a predicted model, not a curated record. NCBI's taxonomy places the organism in Eukaryota, Metazoa, Chordata, Lepidosauria, Squamata, Anolidae. Gene Ontology annotation, cellular component: nucleus. Gene Ontology annotation, biological process: regulation of transcription by RNA polymerase II; cell differentiation.
AGUCCCUUGGCUUGUGUGUGUGUGGGUGAGGGAGUGUGUGCCUCCUGCCUCUGAGCCCCCCCCCUUUCACCCCUUCUUCUUCUUCUUCUUCUUGACGAUGCGUGUGCGCGUCUUAUGUUACAGCAAUGCUGCCUCGCACACCAGUGGCCAGAAGAGAGGGGCGAAGGGAGGAAAAGCCUGUUUACACAGACUGCAAACCGCCUGGGGAAUAAUGCAGGAAAGGAAGUGAGCCGGCUCGCUGUCUGACUGCUCCAACUUCCUGCGCUCUCUCUUUCUCUCUCUCUCUCUCUCUCUCUGGAAGAGAAAAGAGCCAAAGGGGGAGAAAAAGAAACCCCAACAAACCAGGAUCUCAUUGCUGAGGACUGUCAGCAUGGCAACGAAGGGGAUUUUACCCAGCUCCCUUUAAAGACGGCGAGGAGAGAAGAAGCCCACCAGAGUUUGGGAAACUUAUCAGGAACCAAUAGCCAAUGGCUCAGGGACCAGUACUAGUUUGUAGACUACCACUCUGAGUAGUGUUGCACUAAAGGAAAAAGCAUGGAGAGUGCAAUCACACUGUGGCAGUUCCUGUUGCAGUUGCUUCUUGACCAGAAACAUGAGCAUCUGAUUUGCUGGACAUCCAAUGACGGUGAAUUCAAGCUGCUUAAGGCAGAAGAAGUGGCAAAGUUGUGGGGACUCAGAAAAAACAAAACUAAUAUGAACUACGACAAGUUGAGCAGAGCUCUGAGAUACUAUUAUGAUAAGAACAUCAUCAAGAAGGUGAUUGGGCAGAAGUUUGUGUACAAGUUUGUGUCGUUCCCUGACAUUUUAAAGAUGGAUCCUCAUGCUGUGGAGAUCAGCAGGGAGAGCCUUUUGCUGCAGGACAGCGACUGCAAUAUACCUCUGGAGAACAGAGAACAACACAAGCAUGGGCUGUCAGUCCUGAAAAGCACAAGCCGUAAUGAAUAUAUCCAUUCAGGGCUGUAUUCUUCAUUCACCAUCAACUCCCUGCAAAACCAGCCAGAAAACCUCAAGCAAAUUAAAACAGAAAAGAUGGAGGAGAAAUUGGAAGAGACCACAACUCCCUUGGAAGAAGUCCGGACUGUCAUAAGAUUUGUGACCAACAAAACAGACAAGCAAGUCAUGAGGCCCAUAGUGUCGUUGCCAUCAACCUCUGAGGCUGCUGCUGCUUCGGCUUUUUUGGCAUCCUCUGUCUCUGCAAAAAUAUCAUCGUUAAUGUUGCCCAAUGCAGCCAGCAUCUCCUCAGCUUCACCGUCUUCCUCUCGGUCGCCAUCUCUGUCUCCUACUUCACCCCUCCCUUCAGAACACAGAAACAUCUUUUUGGAGUCCAGCUGCCAGGAUUCUGAUUCACUUGAGCCACUGAAUCUCUCAUCAGGAUCCAAAGUGAAAUCUCAUUCUCUUCCUCCAAAGGCUAAGAAACCCAAAGGUUUGGAGAUCUCAGCACCUCCAAUGGUUCUCUCAAGCACUGACCUCGGCUCUAUUGCCCUCAACAGUCCUGCCCUCCCUUCGGGAUCUCUGACUCCUGCUUUCUUCACUGCCCAGACCCCCAAUGGAUUGCUGUUGACCCCAAGUCCGCUGCUUUCUAGCAUUCACUUCUGGAGCAGCCUGAGUCCUGUUGCUCCUUUGAGUCCUGCCAGGCUGCAAGGACCCAACACCUUGUUCCAGUUCCCGACUUUGCUCAACGGCCACAUCCCAAUGCAAAUUCCCAGCUUGGAUCGGGCCUCUUCUCCAGUCCUCCUCUCUCCAAAUGCUCAUAAAUCCUGAUAUCUCAGCAAAUGAAGGACUCACUAACAAACUGGAUUAUUACACAGCCAUUCUGAUGAGUUUCAUUUUUCUGGCGAUGCCAGGAGGACAUGAUGAAACCCUUCCUUUUUUACUAUGGUUUGCACUUUUCAUUACAUGGAUGAUCUACUUGUAUGAUGUUUAUUUAGCAUUUUUAAACAGCGUUUUUUAGAAGAAUUCUGUUGUGCAUUAAAAUGAGUUAUAAUUUUUUAUAUUCUUGCUCUCUUAAGUGUUGAACACUGUUUCUUACUGAAGUACCUUUCUUCGUAGAUUUCAAAACAAUAUCUAAAGGAUGUGAAACUUUUUAAUCUUGUAUUUCUGCAUAUUAUGCAUCAUGCUUAUGUGUAAACUAUAACCGGCUGUGCCUUCUUUUGCAUAAUGUUAUAUAAAUGAUUUAUAUUUUUCCAGUAUUAAGAUGAAAGUUGAAAAGGACCCAACAACUCCCUUUGCUAGUAUUUCAGUAUUUCCCUUGCAGUAGGCCAUAUGGUGCCUUGUAUUAAUGUAAUUUUGAAUUAAGUGCUUUUCCAUUAUAUAAAGAUUCCUAAUUCCAUGAUGAAUUGAGAGGCCAUAAUGAAUGUUUUGGCCAGUAAGUGUGUUUAAGACUAGAACACUAUUUAGAUCUAGGUGCUUGAAUUCUUCUCUGAGUUAAGAGGAAAAUGGCUUUAAAAUAUUUAUAACAUAUUUUAAGGGCAUUAGAGGAUAUAACCUUACUCAGUUCCAUUCGUUUUCAUUUCAUUUCUUGGUCAGGUUGUUAGAAGAGAUAUACUGAUCAUGGUUUACUUCAUUGUACAGGUAAAGUUUCAAUGAGCUUUGUGAUUCGGACAGGAGCACAUGCGGUUCCACUUUUGCAGUGCGAAAACAUUUGUGUUGGGGAUGCUUUGAAUGCGAUUUUUCUGCUUCUUGGCAGCGGGUUGGAAUGGAUGGCCCACAAGGUCUCUUCCAACUCUAGGAUUCUAUGUGUGGUUUAAAAAAAUAGACACCAUGUAGAACUUGAUUUAACAACAAACAAACAAAACCUAGAUUUCUGAAGGCAGGCGGAAUAAGCUUGCCACUUUCUAGAAUGCCAUGAACUGAUUUCCUAAAAGUGAAACACAAAUGUAGGAUGAUAUAAGUGCAAGUGGUUUCAUGUUCCUCACCAGUAACUUGAAUGAAAUCCUAUCUCAUAUGUAUUUUAUGAACUUCUUGUAACUAAAUACAGAAAACAUUGAAGUAUUCCGACUUGUGCCAUUUUCUCACUGUUAACUGAAGAAUGGAUGUAAACUUCGAUGGGCUACUGCAUGUACAAUGUAAUGAAAUUUGGCUUGAAAAAAGCUGGUUCUGUUGACCUGGAAAAAUCUAGAGACUCUUAUCACUGUUAUGAUCGCUGAAGUGAUGAAUGUUUGGUCUUCUCGGCUGUAAAAUUGAAACCUCUGUGGGUAUUGAUGCUCUUGUUUUGAAUGAAACUGCAAAACAUCAUUUAUUCUCACUGUACUUUCCUUGCUUGAAGUCGUGAAGUCUACUCUCCUUGUUGGAACAUUUGUCAUUUGAAGGAGUUGAUUUUUCUCUACUCUAGCUUUUGUGGUAUUGUACAGUCUGCCUUACAUGUUUGUGGGUUUAACUUUGUGAAAUUCAUUAAAACGUUUUCGCUAGGAAUCUCUGUGUCCUCUCUAGGUCCUUCAGUGACAUUGGAAGUUGACAUAGAGUCACACUGAAAGACCUAGACAUUCAUAGAAUCAUAGAGUUUUGUUUUUUUGUCAUGUCAGGAGCAAGUUGCUUCUGGUGUGAGAGAAUAGGCCGUCUGCAAGGACGUUGCCCAGGGGACGCCUGGAUGAUUUGAUGUUUUUAUCAUCCUUGUAGGAGGCUUCUCUCAUGUCCCCACAUGAAGAGCUGGAGCUGAUAGAGGGAGCUCAUCCGCCUCUCCCUGGAUUUGAACCUGCGACCUGUCAGUCUUCAGUCCUGCCAGCACAGGGGUUGAACCCACUGCGCCAGCAGGGGCUCCAUAGAGUUGAAAGAGACCUCAUUGGCCAUCCAGUCCAACCCCCUGCCGACAAGCAGGAAAAUCACAUUCAAAGCACCCCUGGACGAGUGUUCAGUUUUUCAAUUUCAUGGGGGCCCCAUGCUCCUAAUCCCAGUGAAUGUGGGGGUCUGGCUGUAUAAGCGUAUAACAAUUACCUGCUAGCAUAUGUUCAGCACCCUCUUUCAGCCUUGCAGAAUGCUUCAAUUCAAAGAUAUCAGUUCAUGUACCUGAAAAAACACUCACUACUUGAAUAUAUUCCCUUCUCCUUCAUACAUAGAAUUCUACUGACAUAUUACUGGGAGUAUUUGGAAAGUAUAUAUUUUUCCAUCUUGAUCCAGAUUGUCGUUUUCCUUCCCAAUGUAUUUUAAAUUGUAGUCCUACAUUUAUUUUCAUACAGUGGAGUCAUAUUCUUCAAUCUAUAAUGGAACCAAAAAUGCUGUUACAAACAUGGAAUACAUAAAGUUGUUAAAACAGCCAUCUAGUUGUUAUAAUAUGCUUAAAUUAAUGAGGUAGCAUUGAACUUCGUAAAGGACCAAACAAAAGGAUCUCUGUAAAAAUAAAGACCAAACAUAAAAUCCAUCCUUUUCUGCCUCUGGUUUUUUAAAUCGAGAACUAUCUUAAGCCUUGGCAAUAUCAGCAGUAAAUUAGCUGCUUGCUGCACAGCCUUUAACAUACUAGGAAUUGUACUGGUAUGAAUGGUCUAUAGAGCUUAAUCUUUCCAAAAAGGAAAAACUGUAGAUCAGUUAUUCUAAAGCUCUGGGAAUUGUAUAUGGAAUAGUUUGUAAAUAAAUGAAUGGAUCACAUGAGCUAUGCAUUUAUGUACAUUAAAAAUCAACUAUAGAUAGAAAGCUAAACACAACGAAACACUGUGCAUCAAAAACUCUUGUGAAAAGAUGGUCCUUAGACUGAUUUCUGAAAGAAAUGUCACAAAUGAUAAACGCAAGGCUUCAUUCUUCAGUUUAAAUAUGUGUACAUCAAAUAGUGUAUGGAAUUUGGUGAGGUUCCUUCCCAUUCAAAUCAUCUGGGCUAUUUCUUUUAAGUAUUAACUAUAACCCAAUUCCUUUUGUACAACCCACCAAGGCUUACUAAAAUGUGUUUAUUUCUAAACAUACAUCUGUACAUUAAUACUAUCAUCAGCAUUAUCAUGUAAACUUUGUAAAGGUCAGGAAACAUGCCUAAUAACUCAGAGCCAUCCUUACUCUCUCAUUGUCUUUCUUCUAAUACUAACCCAGUGGUUGUCAACCUGUGGGUCCCCAAGUGUUUUGGUCUACAACUCCCAGAAAUCCCAGCCAGUUUACCAACUGUUAGGAUUUCUGGGAACUGAAGACCAAAACAUCUGGGGACCACGGGUUGAGAACCAUUGUACUAACCAGAUGAAGUCCUGCUUAGUUUAUUGACCUGCAUAAAUGUUUGGUUGCUCUUAAAGGCUACACCUCACCUUCUUAUCUUCUAAAGCUCAUGAUUAUUGUACUGAACUAGAGAGCUCAGAGAACUCACUUUUUGGUGUCCUACAAUUUUUUGGUCUAAAGUGUCACUGGGUGAAGGGAUAUAUACUAACUCAUUAGUAUCACAUUUUCUUUACCCAAUCUUACAGUAAAAUGUUAAAAGAUGGCAUAUGAACAGAUACAGAGCUUCAGACAAGGUCUACCACAAUGAUGCGUACGGGAAAACUGCCAGAGUGAAAAGUUGAGAGAGAUUUCAUUAUGUGGCAAGUGGUCUCAUUCAAGACUAAAUUGCUACUUGUGGAGCAGAAAUUCCUAACAAGUAGUUGUACCACUUGGUAAUACACUGCUAUUGUCUUUCCAUGUGCACCAUGUGACUGAGAAUAAAGGCGCAGUUUUCUCAACAUGCACUUCUUGAGUGAAAUAUCAAACUACACCAAAAGGCUGUGAUUAUUGCUUGAUUGUGUAAAGAUCAGGUUUCCUAGGGCUGGAGAGAAACAGGGCGUGGAAAUUACUUUUUGGAUUACAGGUCCCAGAUUCCCAAGCUACUAAAAUCAGGGGAUCCUAUAGUUGACCAAAUACACAACUUUCCCAACUUUUGAGAUAGACUGUGAAAGGAAACACGAGGAAGAGACGCAAAGACAUACUUCUGUAUAGGAAUGUGAAUGUAAUAUAACAUUCAUUGUUGAGACUGUUUUAAAAUAAAAAGCUGGAGUUCAUCCUCUCUCAGAGUAUUCAACUUCAUGCUGAAACAUGAAAGAAAAGAAAGUAACAAAAGUGAAUUGCAUGUAAGUUGAUGAUGCUUUCCACUAUUCCAAACUGCAGUUGUUUUCCUGCUGGAAAAUGGUGCAAAAUAAGCAUUUAUUGAUUACAAUAUUUUAAGAAUCUUAAUGAAUUAAAAUAUCUAUCUGAGCACAUGUUAACAUAUACUGUGGGUAAAAAAAAAGUCAAAGAUAUGGGGGGGAGGGGAAUGUUUAUAGUUACAAGUUCCAUUUCUUGGAUCUUUAAAGGCAUCCUUGUAGUUAGUUUGGAUUGAGCAAAGCAUUAACAGGCCAAAAUAUUCAUUCAACAAUAUUUCUUCUCCAGGACAUAGAUUCUCUAAAUCUGAGAAGUUCUGUGGUUUAUUUUAAUUGGUUAUUUUAAUUCACUCUUUGCAUUUGUAAACAUUGGAAUUAUCUUCAAGUUAUUUACUUAACCUACCUCACAGGGCUGUUGUGAGGAUCAGUGAUAUUUGUACAAUGCUUUAGAAAAAAAUAAAAAAAAAUUACAUACACAUA